This is a messenger RNA of Pyricularia oryzae 70-15, 2084 nucleotides long. Its product is annotated as serine/threonine-protein phosphatase 5. Bases 281 to 1717 code for a protein of 478 amino acids. The transcript is spliced from 7 exons. Gene Ontology annotation, cellular component: cytosol; nucleus. The record is from RefSeq and is a predicted model, not a curated record. Lineage: Eukaryota; Fungi; Ascomycota; Sordariomycetes; Magnaporthales; Pyriculariaceae. Gene Ontology annotation, molecular function: protein serine/threonine phosphatase activity; protein binding.
CGGAGCGAACCGCCCCACGCAAACCCGCCGCGCAGUCCCUCAAUCCCCCGCCGCAAGAGGGACUGCUCCGAAAGCCCUUCCAAAAAGUUCUACCGUUGCCUAUAUUGCUACGAGCCGAGGGUGACCCGGCGUCGCUCAGUGAAUAUAAUUCUCAAAUCGCGGUUCCAAGGUUCAGCUGUGUCCGGCGCGCGCUUCGCCUCUGCUUCAACCUUCAAGCUUCAGCCCCAUAACGGCUCAGUGUGCAUAGUGUCUAGCUAGUAUAGCAAAAAGCUCAAUCAAGAUGGCAGACCCCAAGGCGCAAGCAACCGAGUUGAAGAAUCAGGGAAACAAGGCAUUUCAGUCCCACGACUGGCCGAAAGCUAUUGAGCUUUAUACUCAGGCCAUCGAGUUGAAUCCGGAAGAGCCGACCCUGUAUUCGAACCGAGCUCAGGCCUACCUGAAGACGGAAGCGUAUGGAUAUGCCGUCGCCGACGCUACCAAGGCGAUCGAGCUGAACCCAGGAUUUGUUAAGGCAUACUAUCGCCGAGCGAUCGCCAAUACGGCCAUACUACGCCCCCGCGACGCUCUCAAGGACUUCAAGUCGUGUGUCAAGAUCGACCCAGGCAACAAAGAUGCCAAGCUCAAGCUGGUCGAGUGCCAAAAGGUGGUGCGCCAACUUGACUUCUAUGCCGCUAUCGAGGUUGGAGACGAGCCGUCGGCUGCCGCUGGCCUCGACGUUGCCUCAAUAGCAGUUGAGCCCGACUACGACGGUGUCAAGCUGGGCGACGAGAUGACACAGGAGUUCAUCGACGACAUGACAGAGCGCUUCAAGACCGGCAAGAAGAUCCACAAGAAAUAUGUUUACCAAAUCAUCAUAGCCGUCAAGGAUAUUGUUUACAACGAGCCUACAAUGGUUGAGGUUGACGUACCCGAGGAUGUAACCCUCACUGUGUGUGGAGAUACCCACGGCCAAUACUUUGACCUUAUGGAGCUCUUCAGGCUCAACGGUACACCAUCAGAGAAGCACUGGUACUUGUUCAACGGAGAUUUUGUCGACAGGGGCUCUUGGUCUACCGAGAUCGCACUGCUUUUGUAUGCGAACAAAUGGCUUCGCCCGAAGCAGUUCUUUCUGAACCGUGGAAACCAUGAGACAGACGACAUGAACCGUGCCUACGGUUUUGAGGGAGAGUGCAAGGCCAAGUACAACGAGAGGACGUUUAAGCUGUUCUCCGAGAGUUUCUCGGCCUUGCCCCUGGCGACUUUGAUCGGCCACAAAUUCUUUGUCCUCCAUGGAGGGCUCUUCUCAGAUGACAAUGUCACCCUGGACGACAUCCGGAAGCUCGACAGGCAUAAGCAGCGUCAGCCAGGCCAGGCCGGUCUGAUGAUGGAGAUGCUAUGGACGGAUCCUCAGCCAGAGCCAGGCAGAGGCCCAAGUAAGCGUGGUGUGGGCAUGCAGUUUGGUCCUGACGUCACUGCCAGGUUCUGUGAAAAGAACGGCCUCGAGGCCAUCAUCCGAAGCCACGAGGUGCGCAUGGAUGGUUACGAGGAAGAGCACAACGGAAAGUGUAUCACAGUUUUCUCGGCACCAAAGUACUGCGACAUGACGGAAAACAGGGGCGCUUACAUCAAUAUCAAAUCCGAUUACAAGUUGCAAUUCCACCAAUUCGACGCGGUCCCGCAUCCCAACAUCAGGCCAAUGGCCUAUGCACAAAAUUCGCUCAUGUCUUCGUUGAUGUGAGAAGGCAGUCGUGUAUCUUGUACAGCCUCAUUGAUCGAUGGGGCUACUGGAUCCUUCGCUUGCAUAGACCAAAAAAGAUAUCGUUGGUAGCAUUUCCCCGGGCGUUAUCUUGGUUCUCAGGUUUGGCGUGUGGCGUUUAAUGGUGGUUGGAGAAAGGUCUCUAAAGCCAGAUGGGCUUGCCGAAGUCUGUAGCAUAGCCUUGACGAAUACACAAAACCGCUGGGUGGUGUUUUCACUCCAACGAAAUGGUAAAAUGGGAUUCGGUAGCCAAGUUGGGUCGAUACCGCGACAGCCGGCGUGUUCCAUUCGUCCUUUCAAGAGGCGCCGAUACAUUACGAAAUCCACAGUGACUGCUGCUCACUCCUCC